AGGUAUGCUAGGUAAUCCGCAGCCAUUCAACAAUUUUUGUGCUCAUUUCUCAGUGAAGUGAAGGAAAAAUAUAAAUGGAAUCAUCAAUUCACACGCCAAAGCCUCAUGCUGUGUGUGUACCGAUUCCAGCUCAAGGCCAUGUGAACCCGUUCAUGCAACUCGCCAAACUCCUACGUUGCAGUGGUUUCCACAUAACAUUUGUCAACACUGAGUUUAACCACAAUCGUUUGAUCAGGUCUCUUGGACAAGAAUUUGUGAAGGGACUACCGGAUUUUCGAUUUGAGAGCAUACCGGAUGGUUUGCCACCAUCAGAGAAGGACGCUACUCAGGAUCUUCCACCACUUUGUGAUUCAAUUAGAAAGAAUUGUUAUGCACCUUUCAAAGAGUUGGUGAAGAGGCUUAACUCUUCUUCACCUGAAGUGCCUCCAGUGAGUUGUGUAAUUGCAGAUGGCAUCAUGGGAUUUGCUGGAAGAGUGGCCAAGGAAUUGGGUAUUCAAGAGCUGCAGUUUUGGACAGCCUCUGCUUGUGGCUUCUUGGGACAUUUGCAAUACGAAGAGCUUGUUAGAAGAGGCUUUCUUCCAUUCAAAGAUGAAAAUUUCAUCAUUGAUGGCACCUUGGAAACAAGCUUAGAUUGGAUCUUUGGCAUGAAACACAUGCGACUUAAGGACAUUCCAAGCUUCAUUAGAGUCACAGAUCUAAAUGAUAUCAUGUUUGAUUUCAUGGGUUCUGAGGCACGAAACUGUUUGAAAUCAUCCACAAUCAUAAUUAACACAUUUGAAGAAUUGGAAGGUGAGGCCCUUGAUGCUCUUAGGGCAACAAACCCAAACAUAUACACUGUUGGCCCACUUCACUUGCUUGGAAAUCAUUUUCCCGAUAAAGAAAAAGGUUUCAAGGCAAGUGGGUCAAGUUUAUGGAAAAAUGACUUUGAGUGCAUGAAAUGGCUUGAUAAAUGGGAACUUUCCUCAGUGAUAUAUGUUAACUAUGGAAGCAUAACUGUUAUGAGUGAGCAUCACUUGAAGGAAUUUGCUUGGGGACUAGCAAAUAGCAAGGUACCAUUUUUAUGGAUAAUGAGGCCAGAUGUUGUGAUGGGUGAGGAAUCUGUAACUCUGCCACAAGAGUUCUUAGAUGAGAUCAAGGACAGAGGAUGCAUUACAAGUUGGUGUUUUCAAGAUCAAGUGCUUGUUCAUCCAUCAAUUGGGGUCUUUCUAACUCAUUGUGGUUGGAAUUCUACAUUAGAAUGUAUAUCUUCUGGUGUGCCUAUGAUUUGCUGGCCUUUCUUUUCUGAGCAACAAACAAAUUGCAGGUAUGCUUGCACAACAUGGGAAACGGGGAUGGAAAUUAACCAUGAUGUUAAGAGAGAGGAGAUAACAGGCCUAGUGAAUGAAAUGAUGAAAGGAGAAAAGGGGAAGGAAAUUAGACAAAAGAGUUUAGAGUGGAAGAAGAAAGCAACAAAAGCUACUGGUUUAGGAGGAUCAUCUUACGAUAACUUCCAUAAGUUAGUUAAAGAGGCUCUUCAUCACAAUACUAUCUGAGUCCAUUUUUACCAAGUCUAAGAUAUUUUGUUCAGGAAUACUUGAUGUUGCUUGUGACCUUUAUAGUUGAAGUGUUUUCAUUUGUAUUUUGAGUGAGUAUUCAUACUUGAAAAGAUUUGAAGCAUUGAAUUUUUUUUAUUUUAGCCAUAAAUAAGUUUUUAAUCCUUGUAACAUAUUCAA
This is a messenger RNA of Lotus japonicus, 1712 nucleotides long. RefSeq names its product linamarin synthase 2-like. The record is from RefSeq and is a predicted model, not a curated record. Gene Ontology annotation, molecular function: UDP-glycosyltransferase activity. The transcript has 2 exons. The coding region runs from base 75 to 1532 and encodes 485 amino acids. NCBI's taxonomy places the organism in Eukaryota, Viridiplantae, Streptophyta, Magnoliopsida, Fabales, Fabaceae.